AUGCAACCAGGCGUUGCUCCGUGGAAGAAUGCCGAAGUGACAACCGCACGGCUGGCGUCUCGCUGCACCGGUUUCCUGUCGACACUCGAAGGCGUGAAGCAUGGGUUCGGUUCUCCAACAACCGGGGCCUACAGUGGAAGACUCCAUGGCAGCUACGAAACAUGGUUGUUUGCUCUUUACAUUUCAAGGCGUCAGCUUUCCUGCGGCCUGGAUACCUACGCCACAAUGCAGUGCCGACUGUGCUUGCCCCUGAAGAAACGACACGUGGCGAAGUUUCAAGCGAGAGCUGUACAGUUUCUGCAGUGGCAAAUGGAAGGAGUUCUCCAGCCCCACCGACCUACCGAUACCCGGGCCGCUCGGACUCCCAGAGUUCCUGUGGCAUUCCUGACGACCAGUCUUCCGAAAUGGAACUGUCCUUAGAAGAAGGGAGGAGUUCUCUAUCUUCAUCG
This is a messenger RNA of Ixodes scapularis (black-legged tick), 449 nucleotides long. RefSeq lists its product as uncharacterized. Bases 1 to 420 code for a protein of 139 amino acids. Lineage: Eukaryota; Metazoa; Arthropoda; Arachnida; Ixodida; Ixodidae. The record is from RefSeq and is a predicted model, not a curated record. The transcript is spliced from 5 exons.